This is a messenger RNA of Exophiala xenobiotica, 3454 nucleotides long. RefSeq lists its product as uncharacterized. The record is from RefSeq and is a predicted model, not a curated record. Gene Ontology annotation, cellular component: nucleoplasm; nucleolus. Lineage: Eukaryota; Fungi; Ascomycota; Eurotiomycetes; Chaetothyriales; Herpotrichiellaceae. The coding region runs from base 268 to 3333 and encodes 1021 amino acids. The transcript has 2 exons.
AAUGGUGGAUAUGCGAGAUUACUUCGAAUCUACAGGUAGGUGCACAGGCUUCGAUACCCUGCGGCGAAUCUUCAACCCUAUCAGUCAAGAUCGAUAGCCUGUUGCUGGCGGUCAGUCGUGUGGAUAGCAUGAGGUGUAUAAAGCGUCUCAUUCUACCCAACUUGGUCUCUCCUCCAUCACCAACCUUCAGUUUAGUUACUAACCACAGUCACUCGUUCUUGUUUCUUUUCCUUUUGCAUCCGACCCGAAGUCACUCUUUUCACCACCAUGAAGUGGUCAAACUCGGUGGCCAACAAGGCUGCCUUGGCCCUCCUUGCGGCUGACAAAGCUGUCGGAGAUGUCUUGACCGUCAUCGAGCCUUGCCCCAGUGCUACCAGCCUUACGAUUCCACCCAUCACCGUCACCGCUCAAUAUCAGCCUGUGUCUACCUGUGAACCUACGACUGCUUGCGUCAAGGGAACAUGUGCGACACUCUAUCCCUUGACGACUUUCCCGUACGUUUCUACCGUGGUCCCUUUCGCCUGGAACGGUACCACUACGCAACUUACCACUGUCACCGAUAUUGCUCAACCUUUCAGAGCUUCUGAGUACCUAGAAACACUUACCCAGGUCACGGCUGCCCCCUCGAUCGACAAACGAAGCUGGGUUGAUUGGUUCGACAAGAAACGCCCAACUUCUAAGAGCACUACCGUCUAUGAGACUGUGACGAGACGCGCCAUGGCACCAUACAAGGACGUUGGCCCACUCGCCAUUCCUGGCUGGGAAGGGAGUGGUCUCUGUGCGAAGUGCGAGGACAAGACUGGCGGCGGUCGUUCUCAACUUCUGGACGUCGUCGAGUGCCGAUCAGGUGUCGACGCUGCAGGAAAAUCGUACGAAGAGUGUGUCGAAUGGUACGAGACAUUGAUUGAGCGCCCUGCACCCACUUCGAAAGUCACUGCCGAAGCACUCUGCUCCAGCAAAGGCAAGAUCCCCCAUGCCGGCGUUUACACCUGGACAUUCCCUCAAAUUGCCCCUCCUGUUACGAUCACUGCACCUCCUACGACUGUCACCGUCACUGUCAACGGCCGACCAUCGAUGCAUGUUAUCCCAAAACAGGUGAAUGUUGUCUCUGGCCAGGCGUGGAAUGCUUAUGUCACGAAAUCGUUCUCCGGCCCCACUACAUUCAACUUCAACGUCUAUAUCACAAAGAUCAUCAUCAUCAACGUUCCACAUAUUACCCAACCCGCCUCCAAAACCCGCAAUGUUCCUGUUCCAACAGGCAAAGGCAACAAAGGAGGAAACUGGUGGCCAUUGCCAGAGCAAGAUCAAGAAGAAGACGCUGGUCAAGCCUGGGAGGACUGGAACUCCGCAACCUCAAGCUCAUCUACCGGCGGUCCCAUUGGCCAAAGCACCACCUCGUCAUGGAGAUGGUCUUCCUCAAUCACCACAACCUCAACCUCAUCCUCGGCAACCGGCGGACCCAUUGGUGCCAGCACGAGCUCGAGCUCAUCCUCCUCUUCAUCUUCAUCGGGUACUGUUGGACCUAUUGGCGCCUCGACAUCUCCUUCCAGCACGUCCUCUAUGAUGUCUUCUAGCAGUUCGUCGUCAACAUCGUCCAUGAUGGCCGCCAGCAGCUCGUCCAGCUCAUCUAGUACAUCCAGUACAUCCUCCAUGAUGGCCGCCAGCAGCUCAUCUAGCUCGUCCAGCACAUCCUCCAUGAUGUCCUCCAGCAGCUCGUCGUCGUCCACCUCUUCCAUGAUGGCCGCCAGCAGUUCAUCCUCUUCAUCCAGCAGCACAUCCGCCUUUGCUACCACUACCUCCAUCACCGCUACUGGAACCGGCUUCUACCUACAGAUCAGUGCUACCGCUGUCGCCAAGCAUCGAAGACAACUCGUCGUCCGGUAUCUGGGAUUCGACGAGAACGACAAUGGAAUCGUCGUUGACGACGAGGCGUCCGCUACCCUCGUCUUCCAGGGCACUAGCAGCGCUCUCCUCUCCGCAGAUGGCGAAUUCCUUGGUACUGAGGAGCGAGACACUUCCUUUGUGCGACUUUUGGCAAAUCUCCCCGCUGGUUUCCGCCGUUGGACGUUUGUCGACUCCAUGGCUCAGUUGCAGGGUACCUCAGGCUUUUGCUUGGGUGUUAACGGCGUCGUCAGUGCUUAUGUGGCUCCUGACACCUGCGAUAACCCCAUCGUUCUCAUCCGACAACCUCCAACAAGCUCUACGAGCACAUCAUCCACCUCUGCAACCAGCACCUCGUCCUCCACUUCAAGCAAUGGCGGUGCAACAACAACAACAACAACUGCCGCCGAGACUUCUACCACUACAACUUCAACCGCCGGUGGUGCGUCUUCUUCGUCCGCAAGCUCGUCGAGUUCAUCAGUCGGUCCUAUCGACAGCUCCACCUCGUCCUCUUUCCCUACUACUUCUGCGGCGUCGACCUCAUCCUUGACAACAAUCACGUCAACCACCAGCUCGGCUCCAGCCACCACAACCACAGGUGCUCCUCUGUGCAACAUCAAUGCAAAUAUCUGUCUGGAUUCGGACCUGAUCACGGCCAACAUUGUUGCCACUCAAGACUGCCCACUCCUUGGCGGCCUCACGUGUACUAUCAAUGAUUUGUUGAGUCUCGUACCUGAGCUGCUCGGCGGAAACCCUGACGUGGCUUCGGUCCUCAUUGCGAACAACCAGAUCCUCGGCUUGAGCAUCACUCCCGAAGAACUUCAGACUGCCAUCAAUGCCGGAGAGUUGAACACUGUGUGCACAGCAUUGGAAACCGUCAGCGUCGUCAUCGAUGAUCCCACUUGCCCAGCCAAUCCAACUUUCAGCACCUCAACUACUUUCGCCACCUCCACAAGCAGUUCUUCGGCAGGCAACGGUGCCAGCACUACCACCGCCAAUGCACCUACCACCACCAGCGCCGCCACGACCACUGCCGGCAAUGGAGCUACGACCACAACCGGUGGCGCCGCAAGCUCUACCACUUCUGCCGGUAGCUCUCCCACGUGUGGCGUACAGGUUGAGCUCUGCGCCGGCCAGACACUCCAAGACGUUGGAUUGAACGAAGUCGCCUGCGACAGUGGCAUUGCUGGUGUUGUUUGCUCCCUUGCGCAGACCCUAGAAGCUGCUACCAACGCCUGCGUCGGUAACUGUCAGAUCGUUGGACGGACUGGUGAAGUGGGUCUCAACCUUGAUCCUCUGACUGGCAUUGAGUCCAUCCAAUCCGUUCAAGCUGCCGUCGCUGACUAUCCCAACUGUCAACCUGGUGGGCCUACCGUUACCUUGAGCGAGCCGACCUGCCCGCUCUCAUUGUUCAAGCGUACCACUCGAAACCAUCGUUUCGCCCGGUUUUAGAAGGGAGGACGUGAUGCCUUGUUGUUGCUCCGCAGUUCACUAUCAUUUGACUUCUUUUGCUUAGGUUUACUUCAACCUUAGCUUUAAUUCUAGAUAUCCAAUGGAAUCUUGUUUCAUUUCA